Prunus avium (sweet cherry) is the source of this 603-nucleotide messenger RNA. Its product is annotated as NDR1/HIN1-like protein 3. The record is from RefSeq and is a predicted model, not a curated record. Gene Ontology annotation, biological process: defense response to other organism. NCBI's taxonomy places the organism in Eukaryota, Viridiplantae, Streptophyta, Magnoliopsida, Rosales, Rosaceae. Gene Ontology annotation, cellular component: plasmodesma; plasma membrane.
AUGAUGUCUGCAAUUCGAAGUUCAUACAAGGAGAAAAACAGCGAGUUCCGGGAAGCAAUGGGGUUCUGUUUGUCUGUUUUUACAAUGGUUGCUCUUACUUUGUUUUUGUGCCUCAGUGUGGAAGAGCCAAAAGGCCCUGAAUUCAGCAUCAACGGUGCUUAUCUUACCCGAUUUAAUUACAUCAAAACCAACCAUACUCUCUCCUACAAGCUCCCCCUCAACAUCACCCUCACAAACCCUUACAAGGAUCCCUUUGAGUUGAUUGACACCCAAGUCACUGCAUACUAUCAAAAAGAAAGAUUUGGCCUUGUCACCUUGAUCGACAGCCGGACAACGUUUCGCCUAGAAGCCAAGAAUACAACCUUCUUUCAGAAUGCAGUUGUUCAAGGGUGGAAGCCUAUGGUGUUUGAGGAACCCGUGCUUCCCAAUACUGCUCACUUUUACAGUAUUGACGUGGUGAUUGCUUUCAAACAAAAGGAUCUUGAGAUUGAUUAUACAUUGUCAGGCGAGGUCAUGUGCAAUCUAAAUGUUCCUUUGAGUUUUAACGAAAUAUCUUGCAAUGGUUACAAGCCUACAAAGUGCUUCCAAGUUUUUCUUGAAUAA